AUGGAGGAGGAUCCAUAUGCUGUAAGCUCGGAUACUGAUACUGAAUCAUUGAAGGGUCCACCGCCAAAAAUCAGCAUUGAAGGGCGAUCUGUUGCUGAUAUUUCUUCACUUAAAGCCGCUUUAAGGGAAACAAAAGAGGCGCUGAAGGAUGAAAAACGUCUCGAGGAAUUAAAUCAGCUGAAAAAGAAAUUCGAACUAGAAAAAAUAAAAAAAGACUUUAUUGAGGGUAAAACUAAAAAUGAGUUAGAGAAUGAAGCGAAACCGGUAGAUGAAGAACGUGAACAACUUGCCGCUGUCACAAAGGAAAAGUAUUUGAAGUUCAGAAACAAAUUUGAGAAUCUUCCCGAAGUAAUGAAGGAGGAUCUCGAAGAACGUCUGAAGACCAUGGAGAAAGAGCUGACAGGUGUUGGAAAGGAAAAUUUAGAAAACAUAAAGGACACCUUCGAAAAUCCUCAGGAAGGUAAUAAAAGCGAACGCGAGCAAAUUGUUAUUGAACGUUCAGAAGCAGACAAAAGGCGAGUGAUGAGGACAUUUGCGCAGGUGGACCCUACAACAGAUGACCUUCCGAAAGAAUGUGCAGUGUGUUCGAAAAUAGUUUAUCCUGUUGAAAGGAUUUUUGCUAAAAAACGAAAUUAUCAUAUACCAUGCUUUAAAUGUGUCAAAUGCGGCAAAAAAUUGACGUCAACAAAUUACAACAUACAUGAAGAUCAAUUGAUGUGUAAAAUUCAUUACCUUGAAAUACUUCAUCCUGAAAUUGCGAAAGCAAUGGAUUCCACUACAACAGAAGUGGAUGAAAAGAUGGAAGAUGAAGAAGAAGAUGAGGAAUAUGCAAUAUCAUCAAAACCAAAACAACUUGGUGAUGAUGUUAUUAAAUGCGGUGCAAAAUUAGACGAUUUGUCUACUAUUGGAUCAUUAAAGGCAAGGAAAGGAGACUGGGAAAAUUCUGCGAAGGAAACAGAAACUAUGCAUAUAGAGAAGAAGAAUAUCGUUGAGGAGAUUAUUUCGGGGAAAGUGAAAGCUAAUUUAGAAAAAUUUGUAAUGCGUGCUGCUAAUGACGAAGAUGAAAAGGAGGAAGAUGACGAAGACGGGAGAGAUCCAAAUAUCGUCCGUGAAGACAAGAAACGUCGCAUAGAGAAACUUAACUUUGAACGAGUAGGUGAUAUAAAGAAUAAGUGGAAAAAAGGCAGCAUGCAAACAGUCGAUGUCAAAGAAAUCAAGAACGACCUAAAGGAACUGCAGAAUUGUCCUGGAGUCAAAGAGCGCUUCCAGGAGAUGACAGAGGCCGAACAAAAAGUUGCUAAACAAUGGGACAGUAGUGAACUCAAUACUUCAGGAGUGGCCGAUGCUCGGAAAUCAUUUUUGGAGGGUUCAGCAUUUCAAUCUGGACCGAUUGAGAAAACUACUGUUAAACUUGAAGAUCUUGAGUUCAAAAAACUUCAACAUUUCAAAGAACGUUUUGAAAGAGGUGAAGGAAACACGCAAAUUCAGAAGGUUGAGAUUAAUACACACAUCGGAGACCUCAGUGGUAUUAAAUCAGCAUUUGAAAAAGGAGAAGACAGUUUAGAAAUGACACUAGAAGAAAGGGCAGAAUUGAAAAAGAAACAAAUUGAAGAGGAAUUUUUAAGGUACAAGCUUGUUAGACGAGCAGCUGUCGAGAGAGAAGCCGUCAAUGAAGUGUCUGAUAACGUUGGAAUUGAAGCUGGAGCGGAGAUUCAGGUUGAAACAAUUAGAAAUCGUUUUGAAAAAGGUGAUUAUUCCUCCAAAAAUGAACACGAAGGCAGACAAUUGGAUGUAGAAAUUAAAAUGGCUGGUAAAGCUAGGCAAAAAUUUCAACAAAUCGAUGCUGAAGGUGUUCAAACAUUUGCUCCAGGAAAUCAGCAAAGGAAGCAGGUAAGCAAAUGGAAUAAAAAGGAAAGCACAAUCCCAGAACCAGUAAACAAGAAAGUGGUCGAAGACGAAGAAAAUGAAAAAGAUGAAGAUACUUAUGAUGUUAAAAAUCUUAUGCAAAAGUUCAUAAAUAUCGGUAAAGAAGAGGAAACAAAGUUGAAAUAUGAAAGACCGAGUGAUUUGGAUGAAAUUAAGAUAGCUGCGCGUAAUCUAAAAGAACAGUUCGAAAAAGCUGGAACAGAAUUUGAAAAUGGAACAGCAGAGGAAAAGCGCAGACAACUUGAAGAAGAAUUUGAACGAUUGAGGCGUGAAAAAGAAGAAGCAGCCGCUAUUCGUGAAGAAACCCCCGAUAGAGGGAAAUUUGUUGAAAAGGAAGAAAUUCAUGUGGUUGCUGAUCACGCCUCAAAAAUGACUGCAAAGUGGGAAAAAAUUCAGAAAAAAGAGGCUAGAAAAGCAGAAAAAAAUCGGAUGCCUUCAAAAAAUGCUAUACAAACGGAAAAGUAA
Messenger RNA from Brugia malayi, 2391 nucleotides. RefSeq lists its product as uncharacterized. Gene Ontology annotation, molecular function: zinc ion binding. The coding region runs from base 1 to 2391 and encodes 796 amino acids. NCBI's taxonomy places the organism in Eukaryota, Metazoa, Nematoda, Chromadorea, Rhabditida, Onchocercidae. The record is from RefSeq and is a predicted model, not a curated record. The transcript has 20 exons. Gene Ontology annotation, biological process: intrinsic apoptotic signaling pathway in response to DNA damage; regulation of gene expression.